Messenger RNA from Microthlaspi erraticum, 489 nucleotides. The record is from the annotation of a GenBank genome assembly. Lineage: Eukaryota; Viridiplantae; Streptophyta; Magnoliopsida; Brassicales; Brassicaceae.
AUGGAAGAGACUGAGAUAUGUCAAGUUGAUAUAUCCUCGGAGGCAAAUAAGGAGAAUGAAAUCAUGGUACAAGAUACGAGUAAACCAGCUUCGAAAGUGGUUAGUGGAAGAUUGUGUAACAAAGCAGGGCAGCGAGAAAGUGGGAAAGGGAAAAAGGCGGGACAGAAUCCGGCUUUGAAGCCCAAUGGGCCAAAAGCAAAACCAAAGCACACUCAGCCACAAAUGAGCUUGGUGUUUGGCCCAUCUACAUCAUAUGGGGACCCAUCGUCAUCGGGGAAGAGACUACGGGUGGAGGUGGCGACUGUGGUGAGACCCGGUGAUGCGUUCUCAACCGGAUCUGAUGGCGGAAUCAGGCCGGCGAUGGUGGAUGAGGAAAGGCUGGCGAAUUUGGGAUCGUUUGAUUUGGGAUUGGAGGAGAGUCUGAAUCGAUCAGACCCGAUUGAGCAGACGUCGAUGAGUCAAGGCGGAUUGGGGUCAGUGGCUCUCUGA